AUGGCCUUCUUAGAGCUCCCAACAGAGAUCUUAUAUCUCAUAGCCACUGGCCUUGACACCUGCUCUCUCUCCCAGCUCAUCCUAACCUCUCAAUACUUCAAUGUUCUCCUCACACCCUACCUCCACAAGCUCGCCGUCCAACAGGCACACGGAGACUUCACACCGCUCCACUGGGCUGCCUGGAAAUCUUACCUCCCCCUCGUCAAGCUCAUCCUAAGGCUCACUAACAACGCCAACAUCAACAAGUACUCCCCAAACGCUGACGGCGGGAGUGCCCUCAACUAUGCCAUCUGCACCUGCAGAAGGAGCGCGGGAACGUUCGUUGCGCGCGCAGCAGACCCAAAUGCCACGGGGACCAAAAGUACCCUGAAUCCGUAUCGCGGGUGGGCGGAAUGUGAGGAAAUUGUGGAGUUCUUGUUGAUGAAUGGGGCGGAUCCGAACCUGCAGGAUAACGAUGGACUCACCGCGCUCCAUAAGGUGCUGGCAUUGGACUCUACAGAUAGUUAUGAUUUGGUGGAUAUUCUACUGGAAAAUGGAGCGGGGUCGCCCUUGCUACUUGCGGCGAUGUAUUGUGGGUGUGUGCUGAUGGUGAGACCAUUGAGGUGA
Messenger RNA from Morchella sextelata, 606 nucleotides. RefSeq lists its product as uncharacterized. Gene Ontology annotation, molecular function: protein binding. The coding region runs from base 1 to 606 and encodes 201 amino acids. The transcript has a single exon. The record is from RefSeq and is a predicted model, not a curated record. NCBI's taxonomy places the organism in Eukaryota, Fungi, Ascomycota, Pezizomycetes, Pezizales, Morchellaceae.